UCAAUCUAAUUACAUAGAAAAAAAAUUCCAGGGACAUUGCUGCUAAAACCGAACCGAGGAUUAUCCACAGUUUCAAAGAUUAUCCUACGAAACUUCCAGAUCAAGAACAGAGCGCUCUUUGUGCAAUAUGCUUAUCGUUCCAGAAAAGCAGUGUACUCAUCCCCUAGCCCCCCUCCUUAGGGCAUCUAAUUCUUUUGUCCCCAGCUAUCCGUCCCAUCCUGCUGCACCUUUUGUUUUGCUGGGCAAUUUCUUCAGUACCUCUUGUCUAUCUAUUAAGCACCCUUGCUCUUCAAGGAACUUUGGCUGCAAAACCUAACCACUUGUGCAUUCUCUCAAGACCCCCCUGGAAGGGAAGGAAACAUGGUGCACACAUGGACUUCACUAGUGUUCUGUUCGUUUGCUUUUUGUUCCUGCGCGCCGUUAGGAAUUUCGCGUCUUUCUCGCAUGCCUCUCUGUUCAGACAUAAACUGCUGAAACUUUUUUUCUUUCGUUCUUUCAUUGGUUUGAAAAGAGAGGAACUAACUAGGGCGUGUGGUUGAAAGCAUACAGGAUUUCCGAAAUGGGGAAUGUCUGAAUUUAAAAAAAAACUGCAUGUCUUUUUUUUUGGGGCAGCAGCAAUCGCAGAGGAAGAUGGUGGUGUCGAAGAAGAAGCUGAUCAAGGUCGGCCCAUGGGGCGGCGCCGGGGGACACCCGUGGGACGACGGCGGCUACUCCGGGAUCCGCAGCAUCACCAUGUCCUACGACCGGUUCAUGGAGUCCAUCAGCGUGGAGUACGACAGGGACGGCAUGCCCGUCACUGGGGAGCGGCACGGAGGAGCCGCCGCCAGCCACACGACCCAGAUCAAGCUGGGCUACCCGGACGAGUACCUGACAACGGUGAGCGGGCACUACGCGCCGAUCGCGCCCGGCGGCUCGCCGGUCAUCCGCUCGCUGGCGUUCCGGACCAACCAGGGGGCGUACGGGCCGUUCGGCGUGGCGGAGGGCACGCCCUUCGAGUUCCCGGUGGACGGCGGCGUCAUCGUCGGCUUCUGCGGGAGGAGCGGGUGGCAGCUCGACGCCGUCGGCCUCUACGUCGCGCCGCUGCGCCCGGAGACCGUGUACGACAGGGUGCACAAGCUUGGCCUCACGGCUUACCGCGCAGUUUGGCAGCGGAUCGGGUCCCAGCAGCAGCAGCAAGAACCGGUGAAACUGCUGAACGGCAACGCGCAGAUUACUCACAAGAUGUAACCAACUGCCAGGAUGCCAACCAUGACUAUCUAUAUUCUGCAGUCCGAAUGUAUCCAGCUAGCGUAUGGAUCUAAUGUACCUGUACCUCAUCCUGAUUUGAACACUUCAGCGUAUGAAUCUAAACAUGCAGCAAACAGUCCUGCGACGGGACUUGGCUGCUGGCCACGUCUAACAGCAA
This is a messenger RNA of Zea mays, 1405 nucleotides long. RefSeq lists its product as uncharacterized. Bases 592 to 1227 code for a protein of 211 amino acids. The transcript is spliced from 2 exons. NCBI's taxonomy places the organism in Eukaryota, Viridiplantae, Streptophyta, Magnoliopsida, Poales, Poaceae. The record is from RefSeq and is a predicted model, not a curated record. Gene Ontology annotation, molecular function: carbohydrate binding.